AUGGCUGAGCUGGUGCAGAGGAUCAUUAAGAAGUAUAGUACACGGGAGCAGCUGAUUGCCAAUGGGGUGUGGAAGAACGAGCUGUAUACGUUCAGUAAUGACCAGAUAUUGUCCCGAAAGGCUAGAGGUUGGCUGUGGAAAAGCUUGCUGCUGCAUGUAGACGAAGGUGACUAUAAUGACGUUAGACACGAGGAUUAUGAGUUAAUAGCGAUUCCUGACAUAUCUGCCGAAAAGACAGCGACUGAUGAUGCUACAGUAGGGAGCGUUUCACAGCAUCGUGGUACUUCUAGGGUGCCGACGGGGUUGAAGAAGAUAACUAAUGGUAUAAAGAAAUUGACUCCAAGGGAAGUGCAUACGCAUCCUUUGCAUAGUGCAGAGGAUCCAAAUGGAAACGAUGGUGACAUGUCCCUGGAGGAUACUCUUGAGAUCAUUGAUUUGGACUUGUCGAGGCUGCUGUUGGAUGAAAUUUUCCAAAAAUCUGAGGUCCAUUCUCAAAUGAAACAAAUAAUGCUCAGUUACCUGGUACUUUCCAAUAGGAGUGGAUUGCCUCUUACAGAGCAAAGAUUUUCUUAUAAACAGGGCUAUCACGAAAUUUUGGGUGUCAUUUAUUUACAACUUCAUUCACUUGUCUCUUCACAUGCAAAUACUUCUAAAGCUACACUGGUCAUUUACAGCAAGUUAAUGAAUCAACUAGCCCCCACAUUCUAUAACGAGACUAACCUACUUAAUUGGGAAAAGAAUUAUUUUAUACCCAUCUUACAAGUUGUCUCACCAAGUCUCUACACCAUUUUCUAUAAUAAAAGACUCAAUGCACACUCGAAUUUAAUAUGGCUGAUUAGAUGGACUAGAUUAUUAUUCAUAAGGGAACUAUCCAUGAACGAUUCCUUGAUUCUUUGGGAUCAUAUUUUGACGUUUAAUUAUCAGUUGAAAAUUCUGAUGACUUGUAUUAUUAUAAUGCUGCUUACCAAUGUGCAUGAUGAAAUUUCAAUGAUAGACAGUCAUGAUAACGAUGAUUUGAUAGAAUUCAUGUUACAUUUUAAAGACGAUUAUGCUAAGAAAAAAAUUGAUAUUUUAUCAAUAUGCAAAAUUUCUGGAACAUUAUGUGAAUUAUGGAGUUAUAAAAAUCUCAAUGGCAUGAAAUCAAUUGUUACUGACUUCAUGAAAGCAAAUAAUAAAUCAAUUGAUCCGAAUAGACAGAGAAUUGAAAAUAAAUUACGUCAAAGAGUGGCUAGAUCUCUAAAUAAAUAA
Molecule: messenger RNA, 1248 nt
Organism: Kazachstania africana CBS 2517
Lineage: Eukaryota; Fungi; Ascomycota; Saccharomycetes; Saccharomycetales; Saccharomycetaceae
Gene: GYP6
Product: GTPase-activating protein GYP6
Exons: 1
Coding region: 1-1248 (415 amino acids)
Biological process (GO): intracellular protein transport; activation of GTPase activity
Molecular function (GO): GTPase activator activity
Source: RefSeq, a predicted model, not a curated record